CUGCGGCCCCGCUACCCCACGGAGAGCGAGGACGUGAAGAUCGGGGUGCUGUUCGCCUCCAAGGCCAUCCUGCAGCUUCUGGUGAACCCCUUGAGCGGGACCUUCAUCGACCGCAUGAGCUACGACGUGCCGCUGCUCAUCGGCCUGGGCGUCAUGUUCGCCUCCACCGUGCUGUUCGCCUUCGCCGAGGACUACGCCACGCUCUUCGCCGCGCGCAGCCUGCAGGGCCUGGGCUCGGCCUUCGCGGACACGUCCGGCAUCGCCAUGGUGGCCGACAAAUACCCCGACGAGCCCGAGCGCAGCCGCGCGCUGGGCGUGGCGCUGGCCUUCAUCAGCUUCGGAAGCCUCGUGGCGCCGCCCUUCGGGGGCAUCCUCUACGAAUUCGCGGGCAAGCGCGUGCCCUUCCUGGUGCUCGCCGCCGUGUCGCUGUUUGACGCGGUUCUGCUGCUGGCGGUGGCCAAGCCCUUCUCGGCCGCGGCGCGGGCGCGGGCCAACCUCCCGGUGGGCACACCCAUCCACCACCUCAUCCUGGACCCCUACAUCGCCGUGGCGGCCGGCGCGCUCACCGCCUGCAACAUCCCCCUCGCUUUCCUCGAGCCCACCAUCGCCACGUGGAUGAAGCACACGAUGGCGGCGUCCGAGUGGGAGAUGGGCAUGGUCUGGCUGCCGGCCUUUGUGCCUCACGUGCUCGGCGUCUACCUCACCGUGCGCCUCGCGGCGCGCUACCCACACCUGCAGUGGCUCUACGGCGCGCUCGGGCUGGCAGUGGUGGGUGCCAGCUCGUGCGUGGUGCCCGCCUGUCGCUCCUUCGCGCCCCUGGUGGUCUCGCUCUGCGGCCUCUGCUUCGGCAUCGCGCUGGUGGACACGGCUUUGCUGCCCACGCUCGCCUUCCUCGUGGACGUGCGCCACGUUUCGGUCUACGGAAGCGUCUACGCCAUCGCCGACAUCUCCUAUUGCGUGGCCUACGCGCUCGGGCCCAUAGUGGCGGGCCACAUCGUGCAUUCGCUCGGCUUUGGGAAGCUCAGCCUUGGCAUGGGUCUGGUCAAUCUGCUCUACGCACCUGUUCUGCUGUUGCUGCGCAAUGUGGGCCUCCUGACGCGGUCGCGCUCGGAGCGCGAAGUGCUGCUGGAGGAGCCGCCGCAGGGUCUGUACGACGCCAUGCGCCUGCGGGAGUGCCCCGUGUCCGACCCGGACCGCGCACCUCACAGCCCGCCCGGCCCGUUUGACGAGCGCCAGGACGACUACAACGACUACUACACCCGCAGCUAG
Messenger RNA from Miniopterus natalensis, 1269 nucleotides. It is a transcript of the gene SLC18A3, whose product is annotated as solute carrier family 18 member A3. Gene Ontology annotation, molecular function: acetylcholine transmembrane transporter activity. Gene Ontology annotation, biological process: chemical synaptic transmission; transmembrane transport. The record is from RefSeq and is a predicted model, not a curated record. Gene Ontology annotation, cellular component: AP-2 adaptor complex; terminal bouton; AP-1 adaptor complex. Lineage: Eukaryota; Metazoa; Chordata; Mammalia; Chiroptera; Miniopteridae.